Messenger RNA from Mycena citricolor, 2564 nucleotides. The record is from the annotation of a GenBank genome assembly. Lineage: Eukaryota; Fungi; Basidiomycota; Agaricomycetes; Agaricales; Mycenaceae.
GGACUUUCCACCCAAUCAGCCGCGCGCUGGAGUACCAUGCAAUGCUGAACUUUGGGGAACAAGCUAGCCCAUGAGUUCUUCUCCAAGUAGUAAUCUGUGGGAUUCUCCUGUCCGAGGGCAUCUCUGGUUGCACGGAUGAGAAUCUGCAUGGACCGAGGAUGGUUUUUCUCGUCGCCCAUGUCGCGCCUCGGCCUUCUUGGGGAAAUUGCAUUACAUCGCCCAGUGCAAGGAGUUGUCGUACACCGCAGCAUGGAGCGGGCCGAGCUCGCAAAAACUGCGUACUCCGGCUCAGAAUCGGCAUUCCAUCCACUCUCUGUCUUUCUUUCUGCUCCGGAACCGCGCCAAGCCCAGCAGUCUGUCGCUUCUCGCGGCAUUUGCCGUGGUGUAUGCAGCGUACCGUUUCUCGAGUGCGCUCUUCUCCCACGCGUGGGGCCAGCUGGUCCCAAUGGAUACGCGUGGACGGUGCUGCGCUCCGUGCUCGACAGCGAAGGCUCAGCGAGGGCUUGGUCGAGGAGGGCUGGGCCCAGUUCGUGGGGGAAGGGGUUCAUCCUCCAACGUGGAGCUGCUGCGGCGCUCAGACGACACCGUAUUCAACGCCCCGGAGCGCGCGAAACAGUUCCUGCCGGACAUCAUGUUCGGGGACAUCACGAGCAACCUGUACCACCUGGAGACCAUCAUCCGGUCGGACCCCAUCAAGUCGCUGCGCUCCCUCGUACCCGAGAUGCUCGAGGAGGCGCAGCUGGCGAUUCCCGAGCACCUGCCCCUCAAGGACGGAGCGUCUUCGGUCACGGUACCGCUCUUCCCAACACAUCGCGCGUCAGCAACCGCGCCAUGAUCGGCGCGCCUGGGUGUCGCAACGAGGCGUUUCUGAAGAACCAAGUCAGCGUCGCGGAGGAAGUCAUCCCCAUGUCGCAGGUGCUGAACCGGUUCCCCGCGUCGAACCGCAGACUCGUCUGGAAGGCGUUCUGCGCCACGCUUGGGGCCAAGGACAGCGCCGUGCGCCGCGUCAGCCCCUACGUGCAGGCCCGGAUCGACUACGCUCAGCAGGACAAUCCGGGCACGAUCACCCAUCUGCUGCUGCGCUAUGCGCCGGAGGAGGAUAUCGCGGAUGUCAAGAAGCUCGCUGCGCGCGUCAUUAAUCUCAAUAUGGCUGCAACACAUACCUCGUACGCUUUAGUGCCCUUGACUGGGAUUCCGGGGUCUGAAACACCUGCACAGUGGGUGGGGUCGGACGGUUCGCCAGGUCGUGGCAGCAGCCAUGGGCGCUGCAGCACAGGGAACAGCUCUGCGCCGGUUCUCGAGUUCUGUGGGUCCCUAAUCAACGCAGCCCAGUUUGAGCAGCGCGAAUCUGUGAUCGAAAUAAGACGCACAAGUUCUCCCACAGCAUUCCCAAGAACAGCACACUUUCCUGCGGGACCAGCGCCAGCCGACCUCUCAACGCAUCCAGACUAACCCCUGGAAUACUCCUUCCCUCAAUGUCGACUUCACCAGACUGCAGCUCGACCACGCGGAACAAGCGCUGCAGCGGAGAGCUCUUGCCUGCCCCCGUCAGGCCGACGAUCCCAAUCUUCUCUGCGACCUUGACUUCGAAGCUGACGCUCUUGAGCACGAGCGGCCGACCUUCCCGAUACGCCAUCUGCACAUCCUUGUGGUUCAUCGCAAUACUGUCCCACCGUGUUGCAGUCCUCAAUGUCUUCGACGAGCGGCAGGUUGUUCAGCUUCUUUCCAGUGGUCUUCUUGCGGUUUUCGAUUGCAUUAUUGAUCAACGUCUUCCAAUCGUCGUCUCGAGCAGCGUACGGGAUCGUGGGGUGUGUACGAUGAGGGCUAUGAGUUUUCCACGGGAGCGGAGCAAGAGGGAGGGCUUUCAGGAAGUGCGCUACAUAUGUUCACGGCCUCCACGGACCAGAAUUAGUCGAAGGAUGAGGUGGUGGCUGUGGAUGGUGCAUUGACGCGCUAGGUCCGGUAUAUUGUGUACCAGCUGGAGGCGUCAGGGAAGAUUGUGCCGGCUUGCGAUCGGCCGGUCGAGGGCUUGUAUGCCCCUGGAGCUGGGUAAUGGAAACAGUGCAAAAUAAAAUGCGGCUGACAAACGCACCGAAGUUCUCUGGUGCAGUACUCAAUGAGAAGGCUCGUUGUCUAUCCGCAGACAGACAUAUGAGUAUCCUGCUCAGUAUUUUCGAGUGCGCCUGCAGAAGAAACGGAGGACGGGGUGGAAAGCGGGAACGGGCCUGGAAUGGCAUUCCGGUGUUCCGGUGACCAUCAUGUGAUGGUGGCUGUGCAUUGCGGAAAGAGCGGGUACGCCGACGCGGGAUCAGGCAACCUCAUUCCGGUGUUCUGGUGGCUGUGUGAGACAGAAAAGACGGUACGCCGACAAUGUUAUUUCCGGCCACUACAGGCUCUCUGUCGAAUCUACGGAACUGUCCUCCCCGUCAGCUGCGCGCUGGAGAGCCAUGCAUGUCGAAACAUAGGGAUCCUCCUGUGUGAGGGCUUCUCUGACUGCACGGAUGAGAACCUGCACAGGCCGAGAAUGGCUUUUCUCGUCGCCCAUCUCCAAAAGCAGCGCCCCG